Messenger RNA from Populus trichocarpa (black cottonwood), 909 nucleotides. RefSeq names its product peptidyl-prolyl cis-trans isomerase FKBP17-2, chloroplastic. Lineage: Eukaryota; Viridiplantae; Streptophyta; Magnoliopsida; Malpighiales; Salicaceae. Gene Ontology annotation, cellular component: chloroplast. The record is from RefSeq and is a predicted model, not a curated record. The transcript has 3 exons. Gene Ontology annotation, molecular function: peptidyl-prolyl cis-trans isomerase activity. Bases 74 to 850 code for a protein of 258 amino acids.
UUAUACUUUCAAAGAAUCUCCUUUUUUCUUCAUCUCAAUAUCUUAACCAAGAAACUAUCUUGAAGCCUAAAAGAUGGCUACCUUCUUUGGGUCUCCACCAUUUCUUUCCCAUCCGUUAACAAGAACUAACUUUUCUUCGUCAUCACAAACACCUCCGCCUCCCACCCCACCUAUCCCACCCUCGCAGCCAAAUCCAUCUCCACAGCUAAGCAGCAGUUCAUCUGAGCAACCGCAGCUACCAGCCUCGGUUAGAGUGCAACAGCAGAAGCCUGCUAAACCUGCUGGCAAUUCUGCUACCAAAGUUGAAACCACUGACUGGAUAGCUUCCACAUUAACUAGGCGGUUCGGCCUUGGUGCUGGCCUAGCAUGGGCAGCCUUUCUUGCAGUUGGUGUGGUUUCAGAACAAAUCAAGACCCGCAUCGAAGUCUCCCAACAAGAAGCAAAUACAAGAAAUGUUGGUAAAGAGGAAGAGGUAGCAUUACCUAAUGGCAUAAGGUACUAUGAGUUGAGAGUAGGUGGCGGGGCUUCUCCAAAGACAGGGGACUUAGUGGUGAUUGAUCUCAAGGGGAAAAUUGAAGGCAGUGGAGAAGUGUUUGUGGACACAUUUGGCGGUGACAGGAAACCAUUGGCUUUAGUAAUGGGGUCAAGGCCUUAUAGCAAGGGAAUGUGUGAAGGGGUAGAAUAUGUACUGAGAUCAGUGAAGGCUGGAGGCAAAAGGAGAGUUAUAGUCCCUCCUAAUUUAGGUUUUAGAGAGAAUGGUGCAGAUUUAGGCACCGGUGUGCAGAUUCCACCAUUUGCAACUCUUGAGUAUAUUGUUGAGGUUGAGAGAGUUUCCAUUGCACCAGCUUAAAUGAUCGUGAUCCGGAGAGUGCACUCAGUUUCUGUUACAAUAUUUCAAAACAUUUCCUU